Molecule: messenger RNA, 474 nt
Organism: Gongylonema pulchrum
Lineage: Eukaryota; Metazoa; Nematoda; Chromadorea; Rhabditida; Gongylonematidae
Source: the annotation of a GenBank genome assembly
AAUUGCGCCUCAUCACCUACGUUGGUGGACCAGAACGAUUUGACGCAGACGGAGGAACUGGACCGUAUUGCGGACGAGGAAGUGCAGGGAAUGUUACGUCGAAGUGAGCAGAUUCGCCGGCGAUUGCUUGAAGAAAGAAAUAUGCAGGCAUCGAAAGAAAUUGAUGAGAGCAUAGCGAUGCUGCUAGAAUACGCCGAUGACUUGGAUAUGCUGCCGAAUAGAGAAUCACAUUAUCCAAUAAGCAAUGGAGCGCCUUUGAAGCCGAUAAAAGGUGUUCGAAGUGACGGACCAAAGACGGCUUCGCAUGGAUCUAUCAGUUGUGGCGCUUCCAGAAACAAAUCGCAGCCAGUAAAAAAUCAGAACGGUAAUUUUUUUGAAAAUUUUUAUGUUGAUGUCUUGUUCAAGCAGUACGGAUCACAACUGCUGGAACAGAUCCACUUGCACGCAAUGAAUCAUGCUAUGAACUGCAGCUAA